GAAGCCCAAGUGUACAACUUGAAUGAUGUUAAUUGUUUUCCGUUUGAAAACUACUUACAAAUCUUAAAGCGAUUGUUGAGAAAAAGCAAUUGUCCUUUGCAACAAGUGGUCAGGAGAAUUUUCGAACUAAAACAACUCCAUGAAAAUAAACUGGGUGAUCAGAAGAUAUUAUCACUGGGUUCAAUAGUACAUAUUAAAGGUUCCAUGCCACUUAUUUUACAAGAAUACAAAACAUUUAAUUGAAGAAGGCAAAUUGUAUAUAAGAACAACAUCUUUUCAAACAAGCCAGGUGAUAACAUGAUUAUUUUGCAAUGUGAUACAAUAUUGAAAAUUGUUUACAUUAUGGAGAAGAAUGAGCAAUGUGUAUGUAUUGGCAAACAAUAUAAGUUUGUUAAUUCAUUUAUUGGUUAUCCAACCGACUCUAAAUUUAUUAAUUUACAAACAAUUGAAAUUCAAAGUGAUGAGUUUAUAUAUAGCUUGUAAAUUAGAAGAUAUUAAAGGCAAGGGAAUUGUAUUAAUGUACGUAUAUAUUUAUAUAAGUUUACUAUAUAUUUAUUGUUAUUUUUUUGUUAGAGACUACUACGUGGUUGAGUUUCCCGAUGAAAAAGAUAAGGGGUCAGUUCCUCUUUGCAUUAUCCCAUCAUCAUGGACAGACGUAGAAUUAAAUGGAGAGAAGUUCUGUUGGUGGCCUAAUUUUAAAUCGGAGGAACAAAAGAGAAAAGCUGUUAUCCAGAAGCUUCAGUUUGAAAACAGAAAUUGUAUCAAAUGUAAAAUUAACAUAAAAUAUAAGACAAAUCUAUACGAAAAGGCUGUCAAAAAAUUAAAAAAAUUAGAAGAUGGGACUUCAAGUGAAGCCUAUUCGGACCUUGACGUAGAAAAAACUACCAAAAGAAAACCGAAGCCUUCAUCCAUUCUUAAACAAUAUGUUUUUGAAGAUUCUCAAAAUAUAGACUCAGACGAUGAAAUCCCUAAUAUACGCAGACCUCAACAUAGAAAUAGGAAUGAGUCAUCUUCGUCCUCGCGUUCGUCUAGAUUAUCAUCAUCUUACCAUCCACCGCCCCAAUCGUUCAGGGAAGAACAAGAACCACAACUUGACAUGACAUUAACCAAUACGCCACCUUCAUCACAACUUGAUGCUCGACUGGAUGAAAUUUUAAAUUAUUGCAAACGGACAAACAAAAUAGCUUUACAACUGGCAACAAAAACCGAAUUGUUGGCCAAAGACCUCCAAUUUGUGAUGCAAACAAUGCAGAGGUAAUCAAUU
Molecule: messenger RNA, 1264 nt
Organism: Photinus pyralis (common eastern firefly)
Lineage: Eukaryota; Metazoa; Arthropoda; Insecta; Coleoptera; Lampyridae
Exons: 3
Coding region: 353-1258 (301 amino acids)
Source: RefSeq, a predicted model, not a curated record